AUGGAGACCGCAUCCAAACCUCCACGUCGACGUCAAGAUGCUGCCAUGAGAGACGAGCGAGAACUCAAUGACCAAGGAGAACGGGCUCGACAUGAGCGAGGAAUGAAGCCCUCACAGAGAUCAAGGUCUCCCCGUCAAGUUCGCGAUUCUCGCCACGAUUCCGACGCACGCCGCAACCGCCCACUCACAAGACCAGAUUCUCAUUCAUCUCGCCGUCGUCGCCAUUCGCACGAUCGUAGUCGUGAUCGCGCUUCUCGUCUAUCGCCCGAAAUAUCACGUCGAGUACCAGAAGUUGAAGAUCUUAUUCCGCGUUAUCGAGAACGCCAUCGCGAAAUCGAGGAGAAGCCUCCACGGCGAAGCCAGAGCCGAAGCCCAGGCCACGACUAUAUCAGCAGGGCGUCGCCCUCGGCAGCCAAACGACAUCGAAGAGCCCAAGGUCAAGAACAAGGGACAUCAGCCUGGGGUCUCCAUCUAGGAAGCACGUCAGGCACUCCUCACGCGACCGACGUAAAUCAUCGCCUCGCCAACAAGCACGAUCUUCUAAAUCCCCCACACGUUCACGACCUAGAUCUCCAGCAAAGUCGGACUCGGGUUCGCGACGGGCAGACCGAGAGGCUCAGUCACAAUUGGACCGACCUCCGCCACGGUCACGAAGCCGAUCGCUUACAUCAGAGCACCACUUGGCUUCAUCCCGACGAGCUCGUGCAUCAUCUCGCGAGGAUCAACGGACGUCAGGUCUUGAGCGGACUUCCUCACGGCGACAACCUCCACCACGAUCACCUCAAGCAAGUAGGGAACGGAGAUCUCGAGAAGGGUCGCCGGGUUGGCGUCAUUCUUCGAGGCUUUAACCCGAAGUAUCACCAAAAAUCACAUAUCACUAAUGACCCGUAUUCCCCGUCACCCCAACACGCUUCGUACCAUAACUCGCCUUCACGGUCACCGUACGGACCAUCGCGUGGUGGAUGGAAUGGUCACCAGUCCUACCCUCCUCAAUAUCCUCAGGGGAGUAGUCACGGUCCCCCAAGUGGCCCUUCUAGCCAUUAUCAUUCCAAUACUACGCGGUCACCACCAUACGCCGCUCCGACAGGCCCGAUGCAGCAGUACCCUCAGGGGGGAAGCUACCGCGGUGGCUACAGAGGUGGCGGUUUUCGAGGUCGUGGGAGAGGUAGCUUCAAGAAUUCUCAUUGGAACUCUGGGCCUCCUUCAAGGGGAUACCGCGACGAUUUAGGCAAUGAACGCUUCAGCAAUGUGGACGACCACGGAAAUGCAGGCCCUGAGCCUAUGGAUGUUCAGGAAGAAGUAUCACAGUCUCAAGAUGAAUUGGGCGAAGACAUCAGCCAGAGUGUUCAAGACAGAGCAAACCCAUUGACUACCCCCAACAGACCGCCCCCAUCUGGUCCAGGAGGUUCAUCUGGUAGCAAGUUCAGUUUUGCCUUCAAGCCUUCAUCAAAGCCAGCGGUCACUGCCCCAAAGCCUGAGAUAUCACAAAAGUUGAAUGCUGCUCCUCGGCGAGAACCCCAGCCUGAGAAUCGAGACAGAGAUCGAGCCCGAGAUCAAGAGCGCGAACCUCCCCGAAGUGCACCAACAGAGCCAGCUUCCUCUCGGCCACGCCACGAGCGCCGCCAUCCUCCCGAAGGCCCUAGAGUUGCGCCCCGUAUGCGUAAGGUGAUGAAAAUCAUGAAGCGACCGAAGCCAAGACCGACUCUCCCAGCUGAUCUGGUAGACUCGGAUUCUGUCUUCUUCAGAAAACCCGGAAACGAAUCAGUCGUUGGCUCUGGUACCUAUGGCAAAGUUUUCAAGGGCCUCAAUGUUUACACAAAGGGGAUGGUCGCCCUCAAACGAAUUCGAAUGGAAGGCGAGCGCGAUGGGUUUCCCGUCACAGCUAUCCGAGAAAUCAAGCUUCUUCAGUCUCUCAGGCAUGUCAAUAUCGUCAAUCUUCAGGAGGUUAUGGUCGAAAAGAAUGAUUGUUUCAUGGUGUUUGAGUACCUGUCGCAUGACCUCACGGGGUUACUGAAUCACCCUACAUUCAAACUGGAGACAGCUCAAAAGAAAGACCUCGCCAAACAGAUGUUCGAGGGUUUGGAUUAUCUCCAUACGCGAGGAGUACUCCAUCGCGAUAUCAAGGCCGCAAAUAUUCUCGUCAGUAACGAGGGAGUCCUCAAGAUUGCUGAUUUUGGCCUCGCCCGAUUCUACGCGAAGCGCCACCAGCUGGACUACACCAAUCGAGUCAUCACCAUCUGGUAUCGCUCACCAGAGCUUUUGCUUGGCGAGACUAAGUACACUGCUGCUGUUGAUGUCUGGAGUGCAGCAUGCGUCAUGGUUGAGAUUUUUGAUCGAAAUGCCAUCUUCCCAGGUGACGGAACCGAGCUUAGCCAACUGGAAAAGAUCUACAACGUAAUGGGCACGCCGAACUUGAAAGACUGGCCCAAUCUCAUUGAUAUGGCUUGGUUUGAACUUUUGCGCCCGACUGUGAAGAGAAGGAAUGUCUUCGCAGAGAAGUACCGUGAGAAGAUGUCACCAGCCGCCUUCGACCUGCUCUCUGCCAUGUUCCGUUACGACCCUGUAAAACGGCCCAGCGCUGCACAGGUACUCCAACAUGCAUACUUUACGGAUGAAGCACCAGCAGCCCGCCAGGCAACAGAACUCGCAACACAUAACGACUGGCAUGAAUUCGAGUCUAAAGCCCUGAGGAAGGAAAACGAUCGACGGGAGAGAGAGGCCAAAAAGCUGGCUAAAGAGAAUGCCGGGCGGGACAAAGAGAAGGAUAAGAAGCGCAUUAACGAAGGGACCGACCAGCGCGACACAAAGCGGUUACAGGUUGACAAGAAUGGUGGGAACAAGCCCACGCCGGUAGUCGCACCACCGAAUUCGACCUCUAAAGCGUAA
Molecule: messenger RNA, 2886 nt
Organism: Fusarium subglutinans
Lineage: Eukaryota; Fungi; Ascomycota; Sordariomycetes; Hypocreales; Nectriaceae
Product: CMGC CDK CRK7 kinase
Exons: 5
Coding region: 1-2886 (961 amino acids)
Biological process (GO): transcription elongation by RNA polymerase II; protein phosphorylation; positive regulation of transcription elongation by RNA polymerase II
Cellular component (GO): cyclin/CDK positive transcription elongation factor complex; nucleus
Molecular function (GO): RNA polymerase II CTD heptapeptide repeat kinase activity; ATP binding; cyclin-dependent protein serine/threonine kinase activity
Source: RefSeq, a predicted model, not a curated record